UACUGCAUAUCUCUCUCUAUCUAUCCUUUGCUUACCACCCCCACAAGCGAGACAAAAAGUGUAGAGGAAAAAAAAUGUUGUACAUAUCAACAAUCCAUGCGAGCGCUCUGAGCGCCACUUCCCCCGCUCUCACCUCACUCCACCACCGCCUCCCCCGACCACCACCACCACCACCACCACCACCACCAAAACCCUUCGUCUCCUCCAUCUCCUCUUCUAACCCUAAUCCCUCUCUCCUCAUCCACUCCUCUCUCCCUCCCCACAAACCCCGAACCCUUCUCCAAAAACCACCACCUCGCUCCCCCUCCACAUCCUCUUCCGCCGCCGCCGCCGCCGCCGCAGCCGAUGCCCUUGAAACCGCCGCCGAAGAAUCUAAGGAGCUCCAGGGAGGAGAAAAGCAGAAGCUGAGGGUGGUGGCGAAGACGAUGGAGAAGCCGCGGCUGGUGCUAAAGUUUGUGUGGAUGGAGAAGAACAUAGGGUUGGCGCUGGACCAGGUGAUACCGGGUCACGGGAGCGUCCCGCUGAGCCCGUACUACUUCUGGCCGCGGAAGGACGCGUGGGAGGAGCUCAAGUCGAAGCUGGAGGAGAAGCAGUGGAUCUCGCAGAAGCGCAUGAUCAUCCUCCUCAACCAGGCCACCGACAUCAUUAACCUCUGGCAACAGAGCGGCGGCAAUUUGUAGUUUCUAUUUGUUCCUUUUCGCUGCCGGAAUCAUUUCUUGUUUUUGUACCGAUCGCCUUCCUAAUUUGUUGUGCCCGGUGGUUUACAUUUCCUGAUAUCAAACUGCCUUAUUUGCUGUAGUAAGUAUCACAGAGUUUGAAAAAUGAGAUUGCUUUGUAUUAUGCUAGGCUUGUUAAUGAUCUCCUUUAUUUUGUUGAUAAAUAUAAUCAUUUUUCUAUUUGUGAUA
Molecule: messenger RNA, 905 nt
Organism: Ananas comosus (pineapple)
Lineage: Eukaryota; Viridiplantae; Streptophyta; Magnoliopsida; Poales; Bromeliaceae
Product: 30S ribosomal protein 3-1, chloroplastic-like
Exons: 2
Coding region: 75-680 (201 amino acids)
Biological process (GO): translation
Cellular component (GO): ribosome
Molecular function (GO): structural constituent of ribosome
Source: RefSeq, a predicted model, not a curated record